UCGGUGCGAGAGCAGCGGGCCAAGAUCGAUUUUCACGUCACUGUCGUCGCCGCCAUCGCCGCCGUCGCCGUCGCUGUCGCCGCAUAGUCUCGUUUCGUCGACCACCGGCCGCUAUCCGCGAGUACAUUAUAAUACCGGCCAUAUACCGUGAACUGUAGAGCACAUUGCAAACCAGGUUUAUACCUAGAGCCGGCCGCUUACCCGACCGUUUACCAGACCGAGGUAUACCAGGCUCGAACAUCACCCGCGUCGCGGUCACGCCGCCGCCGUCACACAUAUGUCGCCCGCCAUGGCGUUGCUGCUGCUGUCGUCCGCGUCUCUGUUGGCGCUCCGGGGCGCGUCCGUCGCCGCCACAUCGGCCGACGACUGCGUGCUGGACCUGGCCAUCGUCUGCCUGGACGACAAGUUGCUGGUGUACGUCAAUUGGCUGGAAAAGCGGGACAAGCUGAACGUGGUCGGUGACAUCGUGACGAUCGUCAAGAAGAAGGAGGCGGGCCUAGCCGAGGACAGGUCCAAGCUGCAGCCGCACAACAGCAAGCCGCACGUGCAAAGGGUUAGUACGUCACUGGGACCGGCCAUCGACGAGUACUUCGACACGCACACCAUCCGGAUAUCGCUGCCUUGGAUACUCGACGACGACAUCGAUCUGGAACUCGACCAGCAAGGCCGCGGCAAGAAGACCAAAUUGAAACAUCUCAAGAAAAUGAUGUCGAUGCUGGGCGUGAUCAUGUGCGCCAAACUGUCGCUGAUGGGACCGCUGGCCAUGGUCAUGAUCGGCGCCAAGGCGCUCAAGGCACUGCUGUUGGCCGUCGUCUCGCUGACCAUAUCCAAACUCAUGUUGCUCAAGAAGUUUAAGGGCGGAGGCGGCGGCGGCGGAGGAUACGGUAGUGGAUCCGUGGUCCAGGCUGACUGGUCGUCGGACAAGGACGACCGAAACGCGCAUCUGCUCGCCUACGCUGGACAGUCGGCCGGAGCUUCAGCGACAGCUGUCAUGUCGCCGUCUUCGCAACAGCCCCUCCAACAGAUGUACCCUUCUUAUGAACCUCACGGCUAUCACGGGGCUGCCUAAACGCUGUCUCGUCGACACCACGAUCACAAUCACCCCCCCGCCCCAAACUUCCGGCCACAGGAUAUGAAACUUAUAUGUAUACAUCUGGCACGUCCGUGGUUAUCCGGAAGUGGGCGGGCGGACGUCAUCCAAACGCGCGUGUCCGUCAAACUAGUCACCGCUUUACCCCUUCGGCCUUCUCAAAUCAACCACCAUCGUCACCUUCACGUCAUCCCCUACAACCGUCAUCGUUUAGCUGUAUAGCUUCAGGUACAUGAUUUGCCAUCCUCGAAAUCUGUAAGUCGCCAGACAUGCAUCCCCCACCCCCAAAAUAUUAUAAUGUCGUGGAACGUUUUUGUUGCAGGUACUCAUAUUACUUUUCAGUUUAUUCUCUCAGUCUAGUAUGUUAUAUUUUAUUAUUUUUAAUGUUAAAUUAUAAAUGGGCAUUUUCGUUGUCCUUAUCGCACCUAGAGGUGAUUUUUUUUUUAUCGUAUCGUUUGUACUCACUUUCUCAGUUAAUUUCAUUAUUACGCACAUUGUAUUUUGUACCAUUUGAAUAGUACCUAGGUAUUUAUGAGAUGCAACAUUAGAAAAGUACAAAGUUUUAGAAUUUUUUAUGAAUGUCCUUUUUAGACUUUGUUUGAAAACGUUUUCUAAUGGCAACUCUUAUUUUUAGUUCAUGUUUAUGACAAUUCUAACUAGAAUAUUAUUUUUGUGAAAAAUUUGCAUCUGCGAAUAUCUAAAUUUGGAUAUUAUUAAUUAUAAUCUUUAAAAGUUUAAUUUAGAAUUUAGAUGAGUGGUGUUAGUGGAUACUUUACGAUAAUUUUCAGAUAGAAAAAACAUCAAACAUGAAUAAUAAUUGAAAUAUUUAUUGAUUCCAUAUUCUAUUUAUUUAACUUCGCCAACAUUUCCAAAUAAUAAUUCUAUAUAUAAAAUUAAAAAUAUGAAUUGCCAUUAAAAAACAAUUAGACUAAAAAGACAUGAAAAAAUCUAAUUUGUAAUUGCAAAUAUGCAAGUGCUUUGUAAAAACACAAAUAUUCGCCUCUUACAAUAUCGUUAUUAUAUGACGCCAUGACGAUAGCUUUUGAAUAUUCAACACCGAGUCCCAACACUAUUGUAAUGAAAUAUCUCCCUCUAACCCGAUUGACGAUGAGUUAUCUGUAAUAAUAUUAUCACGGAUACGACAAAAUCGUUUAUCAAAGGCUUACCUUUAGGCAGCCACUUGGUAUAAAUGAAAUACAAUUUUAACAACUACCAUCACCUCGCGACUAGGUCGUUUCAUAACGCUGCUUUGAGUAUAAUGUGAGAAUUUACACAGUUUUUAGACGUUGUGGCUUUCACGAUUCUUAUAAUAUUCACACUAGCAAUUUGUUUUCUUCCUUUUUUAUAUCUAUCUAUAUAGUUUUAACAAAUAAUAAUCAUAAUUGUAUAUUAAAAGUAUUUAUACGGUUUUUAUCGACGCGUGUUACUGUCCGUUCUUUCGUAUGUAUACAUAAACCUAUGUUUUAUAUAAUAUUUAAUUUAACACAUUUGUUAUUUAUUAUAAACUAUUCAUAAGUAAUAA
Messenger RNA from Myzus persicae (green peach aphid), 2612 nucleotides. RefSeq lists its product as uncharacterized. The transcript is spliced from 2 exons. The record is from RefSeq and is a predicted model, not a curated record. Lineage: Eukaryota; Metazoa; Arthropoda; Insecta; Hemiptera; Aphididae. The coding region runs from base 278 to 1069 and encodes 263 amino acids.